UAAUAUAUAAUAUAUUGAAACGUUUAAUUUACCAAGAUACAAAAUGUUUUAACUUCUUUACCAAGGAAUAAUAUUUCUAAUAGGAUCAAUUAGAAUCUUUAUGGAACAUCUCGCGCCAUUAAUCGUGACAAUCGAGAGGGCACCACUACUUUGAAAUUAAUAACAAUAAAUCAUGACGUAUUCAUGAAGAAGAGAGAGGAAAGGAAAGAAGAUCGAACGGAACGCGUUUGAAAUUCCUCGCCGUCUCAUGCGAGGAGUACGCGCUUCGUUCUGAAUGCAAAUGCGUUCUGUAGACGACGAGGAGGGCACGAUUUUGUAUAUAGCAACUAUACUACGCUUCUCGUUUCAAGAGCAACAAGAGUUUGUCCUUUUUCGUUCGUUGCGCCACCUGUUAUAUCUCUCUCCAGCCGAUUUCAAAGGCGGCUAGAGUGCACUUGGCUUGCUUUUGUUUGAAUGCUAUUAGAAAUGAAAGCUUUUACUUGACUUUCAGAUGUUGUCCAUUCGACAAAUAUAUUUUUCAUCAUUUCUAUUAUUAAUAUCAAUAUUUUUAACUUGUAUAUUUACCUUAACAAUUGUAUCGAUGGAGAGGAAGAAGAAAUAUCAGGAUGAAAAACGGAAUUUCAUUUCUUCUCGAAAAAUAAUCAAAUGUUCUUGUCCUGAUAAUACGAAAUUUGGCAAAGAAAAACUAUGUCGAGAAAUAGACGUGGAUUAUGUUGUACAUAAAUUGCACGGACUUAUAUCCGAUCCAGUCACUAAAGAUGACGUAUCACGAAUCUCUAGACUGUUGUAUGACUAUCAGGAACAACUUUGCGAUCGGGCUUACAUGGUAAAACACUUACCAAUGGUAAUAAAAAUAAUAGAAUUCUUAGCAACGAACGCAAAAAGCGUAGAAGAUUAUCGUUCGCAUCUCGAACAGAUGUUGGAGUUUUCUAAUCGACCACCUCUAUUGGAAAAAUUCUUUCAAAACGUUACUUGUUCAGACAUAAUGGAACAAUAUUUUACAUUCUUUGGGUAUCUACUAACGAUCUUACCUAGGAAGCAAGAGCUCCUUAAAGUGCACGAAGCCCUUCGUUCUUUAUUAAUCAGAACUGUGCCAGGUGAUCCUUCCGCAGUGAAGUCUGAGAUUUGUCGUGCUGCUAUGGAGAAGUCGAAUCUGUCCUUUAUCGUAACCGAGAUAUUAAAAACUUCCUCCCCGGAAGAAUAUCCUACGAUCUUGGAGUUAAUCUUCCUACUUUCGUCUACUUCCUGUCUCUGUUGUCACAAAAUGUUAGAAGCUGGUAUUCUGAAUUCUCUGCUAAUUAGAAUGGACCUUGCUUACGCGAUUCAAGUGUUUUGUAAACCACCGCCAAACGAGCUCCUGGAAGGAGACGAGUACUCAGAUGAUACAAUGGUUUUGAUAAUGAAUAUCUUAUGGACCCUGAUGAGAUCUAUUUUGCCUCCGAAAAAAGUACCAGCUUGUUUGAAAGACUUUGGUACUCCAGUACAUUGUGCUAUGUGGUAUUCCUCUUCUUUUUUUAUUCCUAUUUGAUACAUCAACGCGAAAAUAUUGCAAGUAAAAUUUCUAUCUCAAUUUUAGGGGUCUUCGUUAUGCCUUCAAAAAACAGAUAUACAAAAGUCAGAAUUGUAAAUUCAAUGCAAAACUUCGAAACGAAAUGACAUUGCUCAUUCUACUUAUAGUUCAACUUUUUCCACGUUGUACCAUUAUCAGCAAUGGUAUAGCCAACGAUGUCCUAUCCCUUUUAAUUGACUGCCUCUCUGGUAGAAUUAAUAUCUGGUCAAAGAACAUCAAAUUUGUUCCUAACAAAGAGAACCUCGUUUUCUUGAAAACACUUUUACUAAUCGUGUCUAAUCUUGCUACGUUUAAUGCCUCUAUCCAUGUAGAUAAUUUUCUCUAUUAUGAUCAUAAAAAUUUAUCAGGAAUCAUUUUGAACAAAUUAUUUCCCUAGAUCAUGAUCGAACUGAACGUCUUAUCACCAAUAUUUGGCUUCAUUGAUUUGAAUUCAAAAUCUGUUUGGAGUCCACCUCAAUUUUGGCAUCUUUUCGAACAUGCAAUAUUCACUUUGAUUGCACUUGCGCCAAAACUACCUAAGGAAUUCGUUGAACACGAUGGAACCCAAAAGUAACUUCGAACGUUGUUCUUAAUUUCGAGUUUUUACGAAUUAAUUUUGAAAGCCAUUGACAUUGUAGAUUGAUGUCCAUUUUGCAAUGGUGUACCUCGAACGAAUUUGAUUCGAAAUUUACAAUGAUUUCUACUAAGGCAGU
Molecule: messenger RNA, 2262 nt
Organism: Vespa velutina
Lineage: Eukaryota; Metazoa; Arthropoda; Insecta; Hymenoptera; Vespidae
Exons: 3
Coding region: 491-1528 (345 amino acids)
Source: RefSeq, a predicted model, not a curated record